This is a messenger RNA of Mustela lutreola (European mink), 2060 nucleotides long. RefSeq names its product archaelysin family metallopeptidase 2 (gene AMZ2). Gene Ontology annotation, molecular function: metallopeptidase activity. Gene Ontology annotation, biological process: proteolysis. The record is from RefSeq and is a predicted model, not a curated record. The transcript is spliced from 10 exons. NCBI's taxonomy places the organism in Eukaryota, Metazoa, Chordata, Mammalia, Carnivora, Mustelidae. Bases 370 to 1500 code for a protein of 376 amino acids.
GAGGGCGCGCGGUACGGCGCGGGGCGCGACGCCCGGGCGCGCAGAGGCCGCCGCAGGAAGCGGGGCGGUGUCCAGGGCCGGCGGGGUGAGGGCAGUGUUGUGGAGCCGUCAGAUCCGGGCCGUGGCCUCCCGGGCUGGGGGGCUUGGUUGUGGAGGCUGGGGACGGUCGCGGUCGGUGGGGAGGGGGUGAAGGCACCCCGCACAGCACUUCCCCGGCCAGGCCCAGGCAUGCCCGUCCUUGUAAGGCAAAAUCUUCGAUGGGAGCCUCCCUCCCUAAAGCCUCGUGGCGGAACAGCUGUUUGACGCAUUCAGAAGGAAGGAUGACAGCUCUACAGAGGAACACGGUGUGAAUGGAAGAAACCUGUCAUUAUGCAAACAGUACAGCACUCUGAACAGACUCUAAAAACAGCUCUCAUCUCAAAGAACCCGGCGCUCGUGUCACAGUAUGAGAAGUUAGACGAUGGCGAACGGCGUUUGCUGAACAAAGCCUUCAAGCCAGACAAUGAUCUGUUUGGACCCAUUACCCUGCAUUCAGAAUCAGACUGGAUCAUCUCCCAUCCGGAGGCUCCCCAAGACUUCGAAGAGUUUUUCAGUGAUCCUUCUAGAAAGGCACCGUCUCCAGAGAAACGCAGUAUUUAUAUACAGUGCAUUGGGUCUCUGGGAAACACCAGAAUUAUCAGUGAAGAAUAUAUUAAGUGGCUGAAAGGUUACUGUGAAGCAUUUUUCUAUGGCUUGACAGUAAAACUCCUAGAACCGGUUCCUGUCUCUGUCACGAGGUGUUCCUUUAGAGUCAAUGAUAACACACAAAACCUACAAAUUCAUGCAGGGCAUAUCCUGAGGUUCUUAAAAAAGAAGAAACCUAGAGAUGCCUUCUGUAUUGUGGGAAUAACAAUGAUUGAUCUUUACCCACGAGACUCCUGGAAUUUUGUCUUUGGACAGGCCUCUUUGACAGAUGGUGUGGGGAUAUUCAGCUUUGCCAGGUACGGCAGUGAUUUUUAUAGCUCACACUAUGAAGGCAAAGUGAACAAGCUACAGAGAGUAUCUUCAAGUGACUAUUCCAUUUUUGAUAACUAUUACAUCCCCGAAGUGACCAGUAUUUUGCUGCUUCGUUCCUGUAAGACUUUAACCCAUGAGAUUGGACACAUAUUUGGACUCCGGCACUGCCAGUGGCUUGCAUGCCUCAUGCAAGGCUCCAACCACUUGGAGGAAGCUGACCGGCGCCCCCUCAACCUUUGCCCCAUCUGUUUACGCAAGCUGCACUGUGCUGUGGGCUUCAACAUCAUAGACAGAUACCAGGAAAGGAUGAGUUUCUUGAAGGAGGAAGAGGGAGAGGACGUAAUCUCGGCGCUGGUGAGGUGGAUUGACGAUGAGUCCGCCGACAGCCCUGGAGUCCGCAGGGAGCACAGUCGGGAGGAUCACGUGACUUUGCCAAAGCCUGUGGAAGCCUUUAAGGAAUGGAAGGAGUGGAUAAUAAGAUGCCUUGCUGUAGUCCAGAAAUAAGGACCUUCGCCUAGGAGUAAUUCCCGUAAACCUUUGCGCAUUAUGCCUUCCCUUGGAUGCCGUACUUCCUUAGAACAAACUGCUUUACUGACUCUGCCCUGUGUCAAGUAACAGAAUGGAACCUUUUUAAAGCAUCUGAACUUUGAAAUGAGGCUUACUUGGGAUGCCGACAACUAUAAACCCUCAGCCUGGUCGUGGUAGUGAGCUCGUCAUUUCCGUCCUUGAAAUCCAUUUAUACCUCACAAGGGAGUUAGGACUAACAGAUAAGUAAGUAAAUAUAAAAAUCACUGUAUAUAUCCCAAGAAAGGAUAUCCAAGGAAUGUAAUUUCCAGGGGGUGAUUUUUGAUUCAUUUCUCAGAAGGAGUGCGCUGCCUCCUACAGACCCAGCCUCGUCUGUGGACUGUCAUUUCCAGGGAGCCUGUCUGCUCUCCCUUUAUUCGCUGGUUGUCCCUUGAGCCUGAAAGAAGCGAUAGUUCAUUUGGGGUUUGGCAGCUUAUAAAAUGUGACGUCCUCUCAACCAUAUUUACAAGUGAAACUAACAGGACUUGUACAACAAACUA